Messenger RNA from Perkinsus marinus ATCC 50983, 1047 nucleotides. RefSeq lists its product as hypothetical. The coding region runs from base 29 to 922 and encodes 297 amino acids. The record is from RefSeq and is a predicted model, not a curated record. NCBI's taxonomy places the organism in Eukaryota, Perkinsozoa, Perkinsida, Perkinsidae. Gene Ontology annotation, molecular function: RNA binding. The transcript has 9 exons.
AGUGGUUGAUUCCCAUUUGAGCCCCAACAUGUCGAAUCGCCUUUUCCUUUCCAGUCUCAGAGGGGUCCGUCGUCUUGCUAAUGCAAAUGAUGAAACACGACAGCAGGCUGGGAGAAUGCGGAGCGCUGCCGAUGCAGAGACGGCUGCAGAAAUAGUCAUGGGAGAUGCCGAGGGAGACGAUCAUAAGCGGUCUGCUGGUGUGGUACGUAAAGGGCGUGGCCAUGGCGGUGAGAGAGCUCUCUUAGAAGGGCCCCUCUCAUCCUCCUCGAAUACACGGAGACGAACUGCGAAGGUUUCUGCUGAUGUCGCCAUGGAGGAUGACGAGUUCGGGAAUCACAUUAGAAGUGGUGGCGUAGCUAGUCCGGACUCAGCCUUGAAUAAUUCCUACUAUCCUCGAGAAAGCAUUGGAGGUAAGGAUGUUUGGAGGCAUGAUAUGUACACUGGUCCAAUGUCCGCUGGGUCGUGGGUGUUCGUUAGAAACUGCCCGUCCACUGUGACGCCACAGCAACUGUAUCAUCUAUUUCAGGCUACUGUCAACAGCCCGGUCGUCUCUGUGAAGGUUCAUAGAGGCUCGAUACCGACGGCCCUUAUCGGGUUCAUCCGGCGUGAUGCUGCGGAAACCGCUGAGAAUAAACUGCAUGGACGACAUGUGGAUGGAGCAGUGUUGAAGGUAUGCAAGGUUGACGAAUCCGUUGCGGAGAUUGAAGAUACCGAACAGGGGGGCGACUCUGGACAGCAUUCUAGGACCACAGUGCGGACACCCCCACAGAGGACUCCAAGGAGAGGAGGGUGGACCGUCAGUCGAAGCGGCUCAGGACGGCAAGUCAGACGUGCUCCCUUCAAGAGGCGCUCGUCUGAGGGCAGAAGUCGUGACAAUAUCGUAUUGAAAACGAAUGAGGCGGGAGGAAGGUUCCGACGAUAAUGGUUUCCAACUAUGUUAUACCGUGUAGCAUUUCGACGUAUAAGUGGCGGUGGGCACUGUGAGAGAACCUAACGGUCUUCUGGUGUGUACACUAUGCUGUCGGUCUCUGUUGUUGUGCGCCGCCA